AUGCACGUGCAAGAAGGUGCUACCGAUGCGGCUACGCAUAAUGCUCUGGCCAAGAUCUACAUUGACGCCAAUAACAAUCCAGAACGUUUCUUGAAGGAGAAUCCAUAUUACGACUCAAGAGUUGUGGGCAAAUACUGUGAGAAACGUGAUCCACAUUUUGCAUUCCUGGCUUAUGAACGUGGCCAGUGCGACGCGGAACUUGUGAAUGUAAGUGCUGCAUUAUGUAAUAGCUCAGUUUGCAUUUUUCGAUUGGUUCAAGAGUUUUUUUUGGUUCAUUAA
Messenger RNA from Anisakis simplex (herring worm), 279 nucleotides. Lineage: Eukaryota; Metazoa; Nematoda; Chromadorea; Rhabditida; Anisakidae. The record is from the annotation of a GenBank genome assembly.